Molecule: messenger RNA, 1880 nt
Organism: Ceratotherium simum simum (southern white rhinoceros)
Lineage: Eukaryota; Metazoa; Chordata; Mammalia; Perissodactyla; Rhinocerotidae
Product: cationic amino acid transporter 4-like
Biological process (GO): amino acid transport; transmembrane transport
Cellular component (GO): plasma membrane
Molecular function (GO): amino acid transmembrane transporter activity
Source: RefSeq, a predicted model, not a curated record
AGCUGUUUUGGUGCUCCUCUCAGCUGCCCACCAUGGCCCGGGGUCUGCCCAGCACCGCCAGCCUGGCGCGCUUCUGCCAGAAGCUGAACCUGCUGAAGACACUGGAGGAGUCCACCAGGGAGAUGUCGCUGCAGCGCCACCUGACCACGCUGCACCUGACCCUGCUGGGUGUGAGUGGCGUGAUGGGCUUUGGCCUCUAUGUGUUCAUGUGCACCGUGGCCAAGGAGAUGGCUGGCCCUGCAGUCAUUGUGUCCUUCAGCAUGGCUGCUGUGGCCUCCUUGCUGGCAUCCUUUUGCUAUGUGGAGUUUGGGGCACGUCCGCCUGGCAGGGGCUCUGCUUACCUGUUCACCUACGUGUCCAUGGGUGAGCUGUGGGCCUUCCUCAUUGGCUGGAAUGUGCUCCUCCGGUGCCUCAUUGGUAGCGCCGCCAUGGCUCGCACCUGGAGCAGCUACCUGGAUGCCAUCUUCAGCCACUAAAUCCGCAGCUUCACUGAUGGCCAUGUGGGCAUCUGGCAGGUGCCCUUCCUGGCCCAGUACCCAGACUUCUUGGCUGCUGGCAUCAUACUUUUGGCCUCCACAUUCAUCCUCUGUGGAGCCCGUGUUUCUUCCUGGCUCAACCGUACCUUCUCUGCCAUCAGCCUGGUCAUCAUCCUCUUCAUCAUCAUCCUCGGGUGUGUCCUGGCCCGCCCGCACAACUGGAGCACUGAGGAGGGUGGCUUUGUGCCCUUUGGCUUCUCUGGCAUCAUGGCUGGUGCCGCCACCUGCUUCUAUACCUUCGUGGGCUUUGAUGUCAUUGUUGGCUCCAGUGAGGAGGCCCAGAACCCACAGCGAGCCGUGCCUAUGGCCAUUGUCAUUUCUCUUGGCCUGGCGGCUGGCACCUACAUUCUCACCUCCACUGUGCCCACCCUCAUGGUGCCCUGGCACAGCCUGGACCCAGACUUGGUGCUCUCUGAUGCCUUUUACCAGUGGGGCUAUAGUUGGGCGGGCUUCAUCGUGACAGCUGGUGCGAUCUGUGCCAUGACCACUCUCCUGCUCAGAAUCCUCGUUUGCAUGCCACGCAUGGUCUAUGCCAUGGCCGCCGAUGGGCUCUUCUUCCAAGUGUUUGCCCACGUGCGCCCCCAGAUGCAGGUGUCCGUGGUGGGCAUCCUGGUGUUUGGGAUCCUCAUGGCUUCGGCACUGCUGCUAGAUCUCAGGGCAUUGGUCCAGUUUGUGUCCAUCGGCACACUGCUGGACUACACCUUCAUGGCCAGCGGCAUCAUCGUGCUACGCUUCCAAAAGUCCCCUCCAUCCAGUUCCCUGGGCCCAGUCAGCCCUGUGGGCACAGAGCAGGCCUCAGCCGCUGAGCCUGGGCAGCUGCGACCAGCCCUGAGGCCCUACCUCGGCUUCCUGGGUGGGUGCCGGCCUGGAGCCACCGUGGCUUGGGCACUUGGUGUCCUGGUGGCCUCAGCCAUCACUCUGGACUGCGUGCUGGUCUUUGGGGACUCUGCCCUGCACCUCCCACUCUGGGGCUACACCCUGCUGCUCCUGCUUAGUUCCAUCAUGUUUCUGCUCAGUCUCCUCGUCCUGGGGGCCCACCAGCAACAGCGCCAGCGGGACGCCUUCCAGGUUCCCCUGGUGUCCCUGACUCCAGCCCUGAGCAUCCUCCUCAACAACUUCCUCAUGAUGCACCUGAGCCCCCUGACCUGGCUGUGCUUCUCCAUCUGGCUGCUGAUUGGACUCGUGAUGUAUUUUGGCUACGAUCACAGCAAGGAGAACCAGCAGGAGUGGCCAGGGUUGACUGUCACACUUGACAGCCUGGAGGGGACAGCACAGGCCCUGCAGCCCCCUAGCCCUGCACCAGCGCAAGAUCCUGGCUAUACAGAGCAGUCCACAAGUCCAUGA